Micropterus salmoides (largemouth bass) is the source of this 5681-nucleotide messenger RNA. RefSeq names its product phosphodiesterase 10A (gene pde10a). Gene Ontology annotation, biological process: signal transduction; negative regulation of receptor guanylyl cyclase signaling pathway. Gene Ontology annotation, molecular function: 3',5'-cGMP-stimulated cyclic-nucleotide phosphodiesterase activity; protein binding. The coding region runs from base 991 to 3423 and encodes 810 amino acids. The record is from RefSeq and is a predicted model, not a curated record. NCBI's taxonomy places the organism in Eukaryota, Metazoa, Chordata, Actinopteri, Centrarchiformes, Centrarchidae. The transcript has 22 exons.
CUGAAGUGAAAGCAAAGCCGUUCUUCCAUGACUGGUCCUCAAAACACAAUGCGGGUUUGUUCGAUUUGUGUUACUCUGGCACUUGGAGGUUUUGCGCAAAAAGUGUCACAGUCAAAUAGAGUGUUCUCUACUCGUCGCUGGACUGUUGGUGUUGUAAAAGAGAAGGUAUUGUACCGUGUUCUCCCCCUACACUACUUUUGUAGAACAGUGUCUCCAAUUUUACACUGGGGAGGAAUCCUCUCCUUCACCGGUGAGCAUUUUCUGCCCACAACUUAGUGCGCAGCUCAAAUGUUGCCAAGGGGACACAUGGUUUGGCGUACUUCAGCGCGCAGACCACGUCCAGAUGAGCUCCGUUUACAUUGGCCUAUACUCUUCAAGAUACCCAAGAGUUCCCGUUGUGUCGGGUGUGCGUCAUCCAUGCCUGAUUAGACCUGUAGUCUGACGUCGCCGGGUAUCAUUCAUGCAAGACACCUCAUACAACGAGGAAAAUCUAAACUGACUUUAAAAAAAGACACAUCCGGACUGACGAAAACCACCUUUAUCAUGAAAACGUCGACCAACAAGUUGCUUCGGGGUGCGUAAUUUCCAUCUGAGCGAGUUUGAAGCAUAAUCCGCAACGCACGUGAUCGACAAAUCACUUCAGCUGCAAAUAUUUCGGAUUUGUCAAGAGAAAUAAGUCCCGGACCGUCUGUGGAGACAGAUCUUGUCCGAUUACGGCGGGAAACAGGAGGAGACCGGCUCCAUGCCUCGCUGCGUCUCCAGGUGCUCGGCUGGCCACCACAUGGUAACUUUGCGCACACAGCACGUUGGAAAGAGGACAUAUAGAGAAGGGAUCUGAAUGAAUGGGACUGAGAUUUAUUCGCGUUUCUCUUCUCGCCUCCCACAGACUGUUGUAUGUGUUGUGUAUCCUGCUGGUUGAGGGUGUCUCACGUUAUCAGCAGAUAUCGAUUCAGCGGUGGAUAGAGCCAUCACUCCAAUAGGGAACAGCAAAUGUCGAAGAAACGGAAAAGUCCUGACGACCAGGACUUUGAGGAAUCUCCGCCUGCAGGAUGCAGUCACCAAGGCUUGACAGAUGAGAAAGUGAAGGCCUACCUCUCGCUGCACCCGCAGAUGCUGGACGACUUUGUGCUGGAGAGUGUGAGUGCAGAGACGUUGGACAGAUGGCUGAAGAGGAAGACCGGCAGCAGGCCUGCAGAUGACACAUCAGCUAAAGACGUCAGCAGGCAGUACCAGGACACAAAUAUGCAGGGUGUGGUGUACGAACUCAACAGCUACAUGGAGCAGCGCCUGGACACUGGAGGAGACAACAAACUCCUGCUCUAUGAGUUGUGCAACAUCAUCAAAACAGCAACAAAAGCUGAUGGAUUUGCACUUUACUUCUUGGGAGAAUGCAACAAUAGUUUAUGUUUGUUCACUCCUACGGGGGCCAAGGAUGGCCCUCCAAGCCUCAUCCCCUCCGGCCCCAUCGCAUUUGGGACAACCAUUGCCGCUCAUGUUGCCAAGACUCGCAAAACACUGCUAGUAGAGGACAUCAUGGGGGACGAGCGCUUCCCCGACGGCACAGGGCAGGACUCAGGGAUCCAUGUUCACUCUGUCCUGUGCCUCCCCAUUCUCACUGCCAUCGGGGACCUCAUUGCCAUCUUGGAGCUGCACCGGCACUGGGGCAAGGAGCCCUUCAACCUCAGUCACCAGGAGGUUGCAACAGCUAAUUUAGCAUGGGCAUCAGUUGCUAUUCAUCAAGUACAGGUGUGCAGAGGCCUCGCCAAACAGACUGAGCUCAAUGACUUCCUACUAGAUGUGUCAAAAACAUACUUUGAUAACAUUGUGGCAAUAGAUUCUCUACUUGAACAUAUUAUGUUCUUUCAAACCCCGGAUGUUGCUAACAAGGUUCUGUCCCUGGUGCUGUUUUUGCAGAUAUAUGCAAAAAACCUGGUGAAUGCGGAUAGGUGUGCACUCUUCCAGGUAGAUCACAACAACAAAGAACUGUACUCUGACCUGUUCGAUAUUGGGGAAGAGAAAGAAGGCAAACCUGUCUUUAGGAAAACCAAAGAAAUUAGGUUUUCUAUAGACAAGGGAAUAGCUGGCCAAGUGGCUCGGACAGGGGAAGUCUUAAAUAUCCCAGAUGCCUAUGCAGACCCACGGUUCAACCGAGAGGUGGACCUCAAAACCGGCUACACCACGCGGAACCUCCUGUGCAUGCCCAUCGUUAGCAGGGGGAGCGUUAUAGGUGUGGUGCAGAUGGUAAACAAGCUAAGCGGAAGUGCCUUCACUAAAACAGAUGAGAACAACUUUAAGAUGUUUGCUGUCUUUUGUGCUCUGGCCUUACACUGUGCAAAUAUGUACCACCGGAUCCGGCACUCUGAAUGCAUUUACAGAGUGACGAUGGAAAAGCUGUCUUAUCACAGCAUCUGCACGUCAGAAGAAUGGAAGACCCUUACCCAGCUCAACCUCCCUGCACCCAUUUAUAAAGAGAUCGAAACGUUCCACUUUGACAUCAACCCCUUUGAGGAGAUCUGGCCUGCUGUCUUUAUCUACAUGGUUCAUAACUCCUGUGGAAAGACCAGCUUUGAGCUGGAGAAGCUGUGCCGGUUCACCAUGUCUGUACGGAAGAACUACCGGCGUGUGCCCUACCACAACUGGAAACACGCAGUGACGGUGGCACACUGUAUGUAUGCCAUCUUGCAGAAAACCACUGGGAUGUUCACAGAGUUAGAGAAGAAGGGUCUGUUGAUAGCCUGCCUGUGCCAUGAUCUGGACCAUCGGGGGUACAGCAACACAUACCUGCAGAAGUUUGACCAUCCGCUGGCGGCUCUGUACUCCACCUCAACCAUGGAACAACACCACUUCUCCCAGACUGUCUCCAUCCUGCAGGAAGGGCACAAUAUUUUCUCCAACCUGAAUUCCAGCGAGUACGAGCAGGUGUUGGAGAUCAUCCGGAAGGCCAUCAUUGCCACGGACCUCGCCCUGUACUUCAACAACCACCAGCAGCUGACGGAGCUGCUGACCUCACGUGCACUGGACUUGAACAACCACACACACAGGGACCGUGUGAUUGGUCUGAUGAUGACAGCAUGUGACCUGUGUUCUGUUACCAAGAAAUGGCAAAUCACACGACUCACAGCCAACGACAUCUAUGCUGAGUUCUGGGCUGAGGGAGAUGAGAUGAAGAAGAUUGGAAUUCAGCCGAUCCCUAUGAUGGAUAGAGACAAGAAGGACGAGGUUCCCCAAGGCCAAGUGGGAUUCUACAAUGCUGUUGCGAUUCCAUGUUACACGACACUAUCAGAACUUUUCCCUCCAUCCAGUCCUCUUCUAAAAGCCUGCAAGGAGAACCUGAGCCAGUGGGAGAAGAUAUCGCGGGGAGAGGCGGAGGACAUAGUGCCAAGCCGGCCUUCUGAUUCAGGCCCUGUCAAGGUGGACAACUGACUACCAAAGGGGUUGCUGGCCCACCAAAGGAAUACAACCGGAACCCUGCCACGGACCUGGAACUAUGUAAGGGGAAGAACCCACAUCCUGUGUUAGCAGGAGACGGAUCAGCUAAAGGCGACUUGACUUUGAAAACACACAGUUACCUCAUUGGGUGACGGAGGUGUCAACACUGACGGUUUCACCGAUCCCAGAGACUGACAAACAGCCGAUGGGGAGGGACUUCUACCCAUCACCCUACAUCCACUCAGCUUGGGAAUUAAUUUGGUAAAAUGGACUUGUGCCGUUUUGGUUGUUUUAUGCUAUUAUGUGAUUUUUUUUUUUUUUCAUUUGAGCUGAUUCUUUUAUGGUCUUGUAUUUGCAGAGGCCUUACUCUGAACCUUUCACAGGCUAGAAUAUGUGAAAUCUUGUUGUCGGUUCAGGCUUUUAUGAAUUGGUACUGUUUGCCUUCUGCGGUAGGUUUAUCGUACGUGCACUACUUCAGCAAGGUAUUCCCAGAGACAGAAGGAAUGUGUAGAGCAGAUUACUUACUGAGAAGGUGGAUGUCAGAAUGUGUUUAUAUCACUUUUUGAGCAAAAAUCCUUUGCUGUACUUGAAGAGAGACAUACAGCCUAUUCUACAUGGAGAUGGCAGAAAUCCCCCCCGCAGCAUAUUCAUCAAAACGAUGGACUGUGACGAGAGGAGUUAGAUAAUGUCGACACUUGUGAACACAGUCACGAGAGAGUCACAAUGUUUCUCCCUGAAGUGCCCCCCACCCCAGCCCCCACAUGACUUAUAGUAAGCCAAGACUGCAUACCAUUGGAUUUCCACUCUCAUAACAUUUUUACACGCCUCUAUCACAUCAUAAAUUAUUUGACACUACAAUCUGGUCCCUACUCAUUAAUCAGCAAUCACUUCUACGACCAUGAAUAAAACACAAGUAAAAUGAGGAUACUGCACAAGUUGCCUAAGUGUCUCAGCGGAUUAUAAAGAUUUGUUUGUUUGCAGUGGCACAACAAACUUUUUACAUGUUAACCACCUUAUGUAAUGUCCACACAGUUCCCUGAUUUAUAACACAAGGUCAAAGCAUGAUGAAUUAUUAAGGUAUAAAUUAAAUAAAAGGAUGGGAUUAGUUUUAGCUCUUUCGUGAGCCCAUACAGUCUCUUUGUCUUUUCAGGUUCAAAGCAUUAUUGUGAAACAUUUAUGACACUGAACGCUGCUGAUGCCAGGCACAGCAGCUCAAGAGACGUCUCAAUGGUCAGCUUCGUCUUGUCCCAUAAUGUCAAACCUGUUAAGCUAAAGUGCAUCACCUGUCUAUCUCUGGGAUUGCAACUCAAGAAUGUUGGCUGACUUUUUGCAGGUGUGAAACAAGAAGCUCCCCUCAUAUCCACGACCUGUUGAAGGAAAUAAACCAUCCUCCUUAUGCUGACUCUCUCACAUCAUGCAAGGGGGGUACAUUUGGACUCUUCUCAAUGAGUUUCCGAGAUCUUCCAAAAGACAAUAGUUUUGUCUGAAACUGUCAUUCCAGUGGACGUCGUCCCUCCAAGACUGAAAUUACCGCUCAAAUAAUUAGUUUUAUGACUGGUACUGUGGCCCCCAAUGGUGUGAAUGUACAUUUUGAUGAAUGUUUUGUUGAUUGCAGAUGCUCAGUGGUGGCGUGAUGUGCUCUGUCUUACUUUUCAGAAUUGCUUCCAGUAAGCUUCAACCAAGAGCAACAGUUAGCAUGCACAUAAACUGAAGUUUAUGUAUAGUUUUUGCAUAUACGGUAAUAGAUGUAUACUGUGUACAAUCUAGGAAUUAUUUUGUACAGAAUGAUGUAUGCUCUGAUGGUGCUAAACUGAAUGGCAGUCGUGCACUUUCUUACUGGGUGUGUAUAUUGUGUGCGUGUGUGUGCAUGCGUGUGCGUUAAAGAGAGAGAGCUUUUGACUGCCCACCCCCCCCAACUCCAUGACACUGCACUGUCCCUUCUAGUUUUCAGCACCAGUUAUAUCCCAUUGUCUGCACUAUGUUUAGCAUAUGAUCUUUAUCAUUAUUAUUGAUGAUUAUUAUUAUUGCUAUUAUUACUAUUGUUAUUUUCUUAAUUAGAGUUAAAUUUAAAUUAACUUAUAUUUUUUAUACAAAGAAAAAUAAUGUUGGCCUUUUUGUUUUGUACAAAGUAAAUAUUAAGAUAAACAAAACGGUCUAGACAUGUUACUGUUACCCAGAAUAAUUGCGGAAUGUCUCAACUGUAAAUGUAAGAGCAGUAGCCCAAAUGACUUUUAUUAAAUACCUGAAAAACA